This is a messenger RNA of Xenopus laevis (African clawed frog), 4218 nucleotides long. It is a transcript of the gene zfand2b.L, whose product is annotated as zinc finger, AN1-type domain 2B L homeolog. The record is from RefSeq and is a predicted model, not a curated record. Gene Ontology annotation, biological process: protein targeting to ER; proteasome-mediated ubiquitin-dependent protein catabolic process. Gene Ontology annotation, molecular function: zinc ion binding. Gene Ontology annotation, cellular component: cytoplasm; endoplasmic reticulum. The transcript has 10 exons. NCBI's taxonomy places the organism in Eukaryota, Metazoa, Chordata, Amphibia, Anura, Pipidae. The coding region runs from base 211 to 1002 and encodes 263 amino acids.
ACUAUAGUGUAUGGAGGGGGAGAGGGAACUGCACAGGAUUAGGCCUGAGGGUAGACAUAUCUUGGGGCUACCCGGUAAUAGGCAGAAUUACAUAAAUACUGGUAAUUUACCUGGAAGGCUGCGUAAUACGUAUAUUUAACACCGAGGGUUCGUUUUCGUGCACUUACCACUUUCUCUCAUCCACAGGAGGCCCUGCUUGUGCUCUUCAAUAUGGAGUUUCCUGACCUAGGGAAGCAUUGUUCUGAGACCACAUGCAAACAGCUUGAUUUCCUGCCUUUAAAGUGUGAUGCUUGUGAGCAAAUAUUCUGCAAAGAUCACAUCACUUACACACAGCACAAAUGCAGUUCAGCAUAUAAAAAGGAUGUUCAGGUUCCUGUUUGCCCCCUGUGCAAUACUCCAAUCCCAGUAACAAGAGGACAGACUCCUGAUAUUGUUGUUGGUGAACACAUUGAUCUGGACUGCAAGUCUGACCCUGCUCGGCAGAAGCGAAAGAUUUUUACUAACAAGUGUGCAAAGCCAGCCUGCCGACAGAAAGAGCUAAUGAAGGUGAUUUGUGAGGAUUGCCAUGGAAACUUCUGCCUUAAACACAGACACCCACUUGAUCAUGAUUGCAAGGGGAAGAGCGCUCCCAUUUCCAGGACUGGUCAUGCAGCUUUGCUGAGAUCUCAGGCUUCCACUUCAAAGGCAUCAGCACAUUCCAGUCACGCAGCACCAAAACCAGCCACACUGCCUCCUCGUAGCAGGACAAGUGUCCCCAGCGCUCAGGCUCCCGCUGCAGCAUCUUUGCAAAUUGGGCUGACAGAGGAAGAGGCUCUCCAGAGAGCAUUAGAAAUGUCACUUGCAGAAUCUUCUGGAGCUGCAGCACAGUCGCAUAGCUCUCAAGAGGAGGAGGAUUUGGCUCUGGCACGAGCUCUCUCAGCAAGUGAGGAGGAAUACAGGCGGCAGCAGGCGAUCCAAGGCCAGAAUCGAGAUGCCAAACAGUCUACUUGCAGCAUGUCUUAGCUCAAGAGCCAAUGGAAUUGGAACUGCAGCACAGACACAUCACCUCCUACUUCCACCGGCGACUCUGCACUGUGGACACCAAGAUGGUCGUUUCUUCCUACCAGAGCUGAUUGGAUCUCAAGGGGAACUGCUACUCUUACUUUUGUACAAACAAGUUGGUUGUAUAGUAUUAAUAAAUCCUAUUAUGAUCUGCUGUGUUCCAGAACCAGUAGGUUUGGUCCAUGAAGGAAGUAGUUUUACUUUCUGGCUCUCCGGCUGUUGUUAAACUACAAUCGGGAUUCUGGGGGUUGUAUAGACAGACAUCAGACGGAGAGCCACAUGUUGAAUAUUCUUGCCACAAACACUGAGUACUGUUACAUGUGGCAAAAAUAUUUAAAGCUACAGUAGCAAGGUUGAAUUCCAGUGUAGACAUAUAUCCCAUAAUGGAAUUUGUUUGCUAAUGAAUACGGUGCUAGAACUUGCUGAGGGCAUCCAAAGGCACAAGCCUCUUUUCCUGCAAUCUGAUUGAAGCAAAUUGUACUGUACUGUGCUCUGUAAAGCAUUGAAACUGACUGCCAGUUACUCUUUAAUAGUGUCUUACUGAUCUGAUUGUAUUUGGUCUAUGUAUGAGGAAGACUUUCAGAUUCUUUAAAAAAUUUGUGAUUUUGUACUUGCAAAAAAUCAAAUUCUUAAAGGGAACACAAACUCACUGAUUACUUGCUAUAAUAUUUUCUCUGAGCAUCACUCAGUUCAUUUGUGCUGUUUUUAAGAAAAACACUUUGUUUUAGGGACAGUCCAUCAGGGAACUCACUCUACUUUCUGGUGCUGGAGGCAAAUUGAUUGUCCAAUGAGAAUCCUGCCUAUUCUGCUUGCUGCCAAUUUUCUUUGCACUACACAUGUUCACGGGCCAGAAGGAGUUACAAAAACAAAGACCUGCCUUUCUGCUGCAUGGUUACAGUUAUAUGUAGAUUAGGCACAAUUAAGCUCUCUCUCUCUUAUAUAUAUAUAUAUAUAUAUAUAUAUAUAUAUAUAUCUAUAUAUCUAUAUCUAUAUCUAUCUAUAUAUAUAUAUAUAUAUAUAUAUAUAUAUAUAUAUAUAUAUAUAUCCUGGUAUUAUAUCAGGUACAAAGGGGUGAAACAUUGUUAAAGAGGAAAGUUGUCUAAAGUGUAAACAUUCUGCAGAGAUGAAGACGAAAGCUUUAAACCCAUCCGCACUGAGCCCAUACACUGUGUUGCCUGAUGGCAAGUAUAGCAUCAAGGCUUCUUAUAAACCGAGCUGUUGAACUCCAUCAGUACUGUAUCCUAUAGCCCUACUGCCACUAGACAUUUCCAUUCAUUCCACACAAAUAUAUAAAUCAAAUCUUAUUUGUUUGCUGUGGAUCACAAGACUAUUGGACUCAUUUCCUAAAGCAUGAGCAAGGUGCCCAGUGUUUUUUACACUAUGCCACCUUGGUAAAAACAUUUUUUUUUUGAAUUGCAGAAUCUGUCUGCACUUGAAAUAAAGCCCAGACAAGUGGCAACAACAAGCAGAGUGAUUUCCUUGAAAGGCAACUUUAAAUACAGGUACAUAUACAAAAAGUACUGAAUGAAAUGUAAAACUUGCGAGUGAGUAUGUAUAUUUGAUUAUUAUUAUUAACUCUUUUACUGAAUCCUCCUACCAGAAUGUGCAAGGAUACAGGUACUGGGGCCAUUUCCAGCCUGCACCCCUCUGGCACGGCGUAUUCGUGGAUUCUGCCAGCGAUAUCCCAAGAGUGGGGGUGCAGGCCAAUGUCAUGUAUGCACAUGUAUGAACCUCUGUGACUUUAUUCCUUAUUACUGCUGUAAUGAGCUCCUGCAUUAUGGUUACUGCACAGGCUAUGGCUUCUGAGACCAUGUAUGGACGCUGCUGUACUUAAUCUUAUCUUAUAACAGGGCAAGAGAUGCAACUGAGAUGCAAAGCAUAAUAAUUAUGGCUUAUCAAAGGUCCCUUUAGGCUAUUCUUAUUUGUAAUGGGGAGAGUUCCUUUCAAAAUGAACCAACUGGCAUUUUAGUACAUAUCCAGGUGUAAACUCUAGUUGGAUACUGUCUUAUCAUGUUAGGGGAUGCUGGGAGUUGGGAGACUUAGGUUGAUUGAUUCUCAAGAGUUUUAGAAUUUUAAUAUGUUCUGUGCAGUGGCAGGCCUGAUAGAAAUGGGAAUACAAAGCAACAUGUGUAAAUGUACAAUAUGUCCUACUUGCAACCUUACUGCACUUGUGCCGACAUAGAGUGGUUAGGCUGCUAGGAAACCUAGGCUGUAGGUGUGAAUUGCAGCAUUGACUAAACCAUACCUCCCAACUGUCCCUUUUUCGGAGGGACAGUCCCUCUUUUGACAGCUCAACCCGCAGUCCCUCAUUUGUACUGGAAAGUCCCUCUUUUCUCUGCACUGAACAGCCAGAAAAAGAAACAAAGUUUCUCACUUAAUUGGCUUUUAGCAGAGAGCCCAGAACAGCCACAGGUGCAAAUAAGAUACUUUGUAACAAUUUUGAGACACAAAAACACAGUUUAGAUAAGGAGAAAUAUUUUCAAACUUUCAUAACCUGCCAAAUUUUGUAAAACAAACAUGGUAAUUAGGGGGUGUGGCCACAGAAAGGGGUGUGGUCAAAAAAUUGCUGCGCUACGUGAGAGAAAAAAAUUUUUGUCCCUCUUUUUACUUCCAAAAUGUUGGGAGGUAUGACUAAACAUUGAGUCUAAAAUGAUCAUCUUCAAACUGUGAAGAGCAGGAGGCCUGCUGGGACUAAUAGUUCAGCUGAAGAGGGAGAGAUUGAAGUAUAAGGACACCAUAGCACUUAUAGCAACCCCCUAAACUUUCCAAAGUAACAUCUAGAUGCCUCUGGCUAUUGCAGAACUACAGAUCUCCAUCUUCUUGCUUUCAUAUGUUGGUGGGAGUUGUAGUUUAGCCUUGUUUGAAUUGCUGUAAGGUGGUUGGUUGUAUCUCAGCAUCUCUGCCUAUGGAUUUAUAUAGGUUUGUUGAUAUAUAUUAUAUAUAUAUGAGCUGUAUGUUCUGCUGCAUCAUUCUCAGGUCCCACAAGCGCUGGGGGUGGAAGUGCAUGACAAUGACAUAUUCCCCUGACACUGUGAUCUCGGCUUUGAUUGGUCAGAGAAGCAAAACUGCUUCCCAUAUGUUUUCUUGUAUGAGCCCAAAGCCGCACCCCCAGUCGCAAAUCCACUUUUGCUUAUUUUAAUUUAUAACAACCAAAUAAAUUAUGAAUGUAAACACAAA